Sabethes cyaneus is the source of this 8438-nucleotide messenger RNA. RefSeq lists its product as uncharacterized. Lineage: Eukaryota; Metazoa; Arthropoda; Insecta; Diptera; Culicidae. The record is from RefSeq and is a predicted model, not a curated record. The transcript has 5 exons. Bases 272 to 5878 code for a protein of 1868 amino acids.
CUGACAAAAAUUCCUUGCGUUUUAGUGAAAAAGUUCAACGAAAAUGCUGAAAAAUGGCACCCGCCAACUGUCCCGAGCUCCGUUAGUUGUCCUCUCUGACACACCUUACCAUUGAUUGAUUGUCCACCAGCGACCUUCAACCGGUACGGUAGCUCGGAUAAGACACCAGUUCGCAACAGCAGCAGCAGCACUAGUAGUUAACUUUCAUGUGCGUAGAGAAACUUCCACUAAACUAGUUGAACAGUAAGGAGUCUCCCGUAUAAUUAUAACAAUGGGUACGGUAGAAUGUCCCGUAUGUACCCUGUACCUCCGGGCCGACAUGAGCCUGGAGGCACAUUUGGAGACUCAUCCGUCGGAUAAGGUUAUCAAAGCUUUGGUGGCGAUGGUUUCGAAGACAGGUCCUCCAGCGGAAUCAUCAGAAUCAUCAUCCGUAGUCAACCCUACACCAGCUAAUGCAUUGGAAAUGACCUCAAUGCCAGCUUGCAGCUCGCGUUCGCAGACACCACCGAAUGCUCUAAUGUAUCACUCUAGCGGUUAUGAUCCAAUGCAUCAGGCUGCACCUCCGCCGCCACCAGCACCGCUGGUUACAAAUAGUGUCCCAACCGCGAUAACCGUUGUCAAGGCAUCCGAUGUUGGUUAUCCAAUAAACAACGUAAUGAUCGUGAAAAGUUGCAGCACUAAAUUCCUUCAGCCAACCGGAAACCCUGCUGGUCUAGCUUAUGCUUCGGGAUCAAUUGGAGGUGGAAAAGGAAUGUUUCUAGAGUCCGAUCGUGGAGGAACUCAAGCAAGUAAAACAGCCUCCAUCACCGUUCGCCGUCAGCUUGCCCCCUCACUGUACCCGCGUUACACAAACGAGCGCUAUUCUGGCCCUCCGCCACCCUACAGUACAGCAAUAUCAUCCACAAUAUCCACCGGUUCCCAACUACAACAAUCCACGAUGACUGGCAUUUCUUCCAAAUACGAACAAAGACAACCAGUGGCUCAGACUAUUGCAGUCACUCAGCAGCAGCAGCACCAGCAGCAAUACUAUCAAACUCACCCACCGCCCCCACCUCCGCCGCCACCAAUGCUGCAUCAAUCAUCGAUUGCAAUACACCAUCAGCAGCAGCAACAGCAACAACAGCAUCACUACCAUCAAACAACCUCGACUAGUGGGAUCAGAAAUUCCAACUUUCUGCAGGCUCAGUACACGGAAAAAGAAGACGGCAACUUUGUGGUUACCGAGAAUCCGAAAAAAAUAGUCGAAUACACCGAGAACGAUGAGGGUGACUUUAUGGUAAUAGAGAAAAUUAUCAAACCGACCCCGCGGGUUGUUCAAAUUCCGCCGGAUGAUCAUUCUAACUCAAAACUAGAACCAACAGCAAUCUUGCCUAGCGAUCAACAACAACAAGAGGAUGUUCAACCGGAACCGGAGGAAGUCGAAGAAAAUGAAUCGGAAUACGAAAUGGACAUUGAAGAGGAUGAGUUGUACGAGGGUAAAGAUAAGGAGGAUGGUCUUCUGCGGGAGCAACCAAGCACGAUUGAGAUAGUAGAAAAUGAAGACGGAUCGUUCAACGAUAAUCGUGGAUCGCACACUAUGAAAGAGAUGCCAAAACCGAUCAUGAUCGGUGGCAACGAUGAAAGCAGCAGCAGUAAGAAAUAUAAUAGGUUUAAUUUCAUUGUAGAAUCAUACAGUUCCGGCAAUGCUGGUCAUUCUUCAAACGGGAGCUACACUCCCAAAAAGAAACCAGCCAGUGGACUGAAAGUGUUGAGCAACGUCAAGGUCACCACUGACCUGUCUCAAGGCAUUAAGGAUAUUAUUCUUAAUUUAAAUAGCAAAAACAAAGCUGCCAAUGUUGCUGGCAAUAAUAGUGGAAAUACCAGUAACGCGAGUGAAAUAGGCACGUCACUCAUUUCCGGGGUUAAGCAAGCAGCUGUUGUCAAUAACAAUUGUCAGAAUGAGCUUAUCAUAAACACCGGCGGCAAUAUGCCGCCGAUCGAUCUCAACAACGUAAAUGAUAUUGAAAUCAUUAACGACGACGAGGAGGACGUUCGUUCUGGCGAGGAAGAGGAAUGCUACGUUGGGUCGAUGGAAGUUAAGGCAAGCAUCUCCGAUAUCGUUCCGACUAGUCAAGAAUCGCAGGAAUCGUUGGGCUCUUCGCAGUCGGCAUCCUGCGCUUCACGUACAACACCGACACCGUCGGUAAUUACUAGUGUAAUCCGUAUGACACCUCAUACAUCGCCGGCAGUUGCGGCUCCAACUCCAACUCCGCCACCGUUAACGCAUAACGUCGAACCUAGUAGCGUGCAGCCUCCUCCUGCUGAACCGUCAAACUCGCAGCAAGUGUCCUCUACAAUUGCUGACACCUCAUCGUCGGUUGCUGACCAUAAAUCAUCAGCUGCUGGACCAUCGGAUUCAAGUAAGAAAAUUGCAGCCGCACCACCGGUAGGAAAAAAAUCAUCCAGCUCUGCGGGACCUAUUUUCAACAAACAACCGAAAAAGCUAACCGUCAAACUAAAAACACCACUUCCACCGGUACCACCUGCAACUCCGCCUUUGGCUUCGGUCCUGCAGAAUGCUGAUAGCAGCGGCGGUAGUUUGUCAGCCAUUGUACCGAAGAUUGAGCGUACCGUAUAUGACGAAGCACCGCUUCAUCAUCAAGAGCAAGUGUCUCCACACGCUACGUCGUCUGCAACAUUUGUCGGUAAAACUGAACUCAUCGAAGAGCCACCAUCGGUCAAUGUAGGGCAAGAUGACCACGACGAUAAAUCACCUCGUAAACGGGAGCUUCACGAUUCGUUUCCGUUACACAAUUCGCCAAUGGGUGGCAGCGAAGAAGCAACCGACCUGACUACCGAAACGAUUACCACUACGACGUUAAUCACGACCAAGGUCGAGAAGGACACCAAACUGUCGGAAACUAUAAUAUUUACACAGUCUUCUUCGACACACUGCAGCAGCAGCAACAGUAGCAACCACAGUGGUCCACCUUCGAAUGCAAGCGCUUACGAUGACGCCGAACAAAAGGAAGUCAUCCUUCCGUCAGCGUCGCAGGACAUUGUUCCUACCACAAUCGCAUCAGUCGAGUGCUAUAAAAUUACCUUCAUCGACGAUGACGAUGCUGUCAUGGCUUCUUCGGUCGGCCAAUCGGAAAAAUCCGACCCCGACAGCGUUGCCGUUGGUGCGCACGAAAUCGUAGCGGCACCAAGCGUGGAGUGUGACGUCGAGUGUCAGGACAGCAAAGCCAAACUCGAGCUCGAUAUAAAGCAAAAUAUCUCCGGAAAAAGUUCGCUGCACAAUGACGAUUACUCUUCACCGGUAUCGUCCGGUGAAUCUUCGCACGAAGACGAAGCGGAAAAAGCAGCAAUCAAAUCCACGGAUGCUUCACCGCAGUCGGAAUCAAUACUAAAAAAAUGCAUUAAAAUUGAGAAGGUUGACAGAGGAACGUUGGACGACUUAGUGACUUGCACAAGCGUCUCAUCGGUAAAGACGUGCGGGGAUGAACACUAUCGAAAAGAUCAAAAGGAUUUACUCGAGGCUGGUCCCUCGAGUGCAUCCACUAGUACUACUGACGGGAAUGGUAACGUUCGUUCGGGUAAUGUUGGCCCGACGUUCUUGGAAUAUUGUGCCGAAUAUGACGAUUAUGUUCCCGUUGCCGGCUACGGAAUGCCACAGGAGCAGAUUCCACUGUCAUGGGUACAGAAGUUCAGUCCUCAGUAUGCACCGUUUGAGGAUCAGAAUUCCUACAUGGAUCUGGAUAUGUGCAGCAAUAAAACUAAUUCGAACAGCGUUGGUGAAAAUAGUGCUACCAGCGCCAGUGGUAGCGGUAGUAUGGCAAGUCGCGUAGACAAUAGUAUGGAUCGGGCGCCUUCGGCGGAGAGUUUAAAUAUCAGAACCGAUGAAAAGAUGCCCGCCAAAGGCGAAAUUUCCGAACAGGAGAGCAAUGGGGAUAUGGAGCUGUCGUGGAAUAGAUUAUAUCCGGUGCACGAAAACAUCCCAAUCUAUCCGAGCUCGUACGAUAUGUCGACGGCGCAGGAGUGCUGGAAUUUGACUAAUCGUGGCAACACCGGUGGUGGUGCUGCUGGUCAUAGCAGCAACAGCAGUGCCAGCAAUAAUAACAAUAGUACUUCCGCCGUUGCCACUGGCGGGGAACCGUCUGGCACUGGCGGCACCCUUAGUGGUGCGCAGCAGGAUCGCGGUGGAGUGUACCAUCCGUAUCAUCAUCAGUCUAUCGGGCUUCCCUCUCAUGGGUUGAAUUUCCAAUUCCCCCACCAGUACGAGCAGCAUCGCAGCGAUGUUUCGAACGAAGAGGACAAAGUGGACGACAAAUCGAAGAUUUUCCUGGACUACGGAGCCGCCGGCAACAGCGGGCUCGGCUACCAUGGAUUGGGAGGAGCUGGCAAUAGUAGCGGAUCGGCGUUGCACGAUGAGGCAAAUCGCAAACUGGCCAAAAUUCGUACGUACCGUUGUACGGAAUGUCCCAAGUCGUUCACUCUGUUGAAGCAACGUCGAGCGCAUAUGUUGUCCGAGCAUCAGAUCGAUUGUAAGAGGGAAGUGUUGGGUGCCAAUGGCGCUGUUAGUAACAAUGCCGGUGGCAUUCCGUCGACCGUUACUUCCGGUUCUGCUUUGGGCCUCUUCUCCGGUGGAGCUGGUGAGGGGUCUAGCACAGCGUUGCUGGCUAAGAAGAUUAAGCUUGAACCGCAACCGAUGCUAAUGAGUUACAGUUCAUUGAAGCAGGAGCUAGAACUGAAGCGAGAAGGAGGAGUAGCUGAUGGAGAAAUGCCCGGCCCUAGUGGGAUGGGUUCGAGAAGUGUUUCGGCAGGUGGAGAAGUUCGCCGAAGGCGAACCUACGUGUGCGGUACAUGCAAGCAAGUAUUUGCUAGAUUUAAAUUGUUCAACGUUCAUUUGAUGACUCACCCCGCCGAAUGCUACACCUGUGGCAAAAGCUUCCGACACUGGCCAAACUUUGCCCUGCACAUUAAGCGACACUUGGGUAUCAAGGAUCACCAGUGUCGGCUGUGCGGCAAGAAGUUCGUAAUCAAGCAGAAGCUGGAUGAGCAUAUGCGGGUUCACACUGGGAAAGCUCCGCUCAAGUGUCCGGAUUGCGAUCAGCACUUCCGACGGUUUUCCAAUUUGGCCCAACACCGCAAUCGGCAUCACCUCAAUAAGGUUCCUUCGGAGAAAGAUUUUGUGUGUCACUGCGGCGAGGUGUUCCAGUCGAAAGCCAAAAUGGAGUGGCAUAAGGAGAUCCACGAGAAUCGGCCGAAGAGUUGUCCGUUCUGUCGGGAAAAGUUUAUCCACAAGAAUAGUUUGACGCGGCAUAUUCGGUUGUCUCACACGGAGAAGUAUGUUAAGUUGGAGAUUGAAACCGAAACGUGCACCAUUUGCCAACAGCCGUACAUUAAGACGAGUAUGAAGCGCCACAUGGAGACACACACCGAGGAACGGAUGGCCUAUUCGUGUGCGAUCUGCAAUAAGUUGUUUACCACCAAUUGGAAUUUGAAGCAGCACCAGUGGACGCACGCCAAUCCGACGCUGAAGCCCUUCCAGUGCAGUAUGUGCUCGAGCGGAUUCGUUCGCGAGGCGGACUACAUCACGCACAUGAAUGCCCACAAGUCGAUUCGGCCGUACACGUGCAACCACUGCGGGUGUCAGUUCAUCCGCAAGUACAACUGGAUCCGGCACACGCGCGAGCACGAGUCGGACAAGAAGUACACGUGCGAAAUCUGCGGCCGCAAAUUCCACCGGAAGUACUACCUGAAGGAGCACAAGCGCAUCCACACCGGCGAGCGGCCCUUCUCGUGCAACAUCUGCGGCAAAACGUCGUCCACGAAGACCAACCACAACAAGCACAUCAAGAUUCACCACGCUCGGGAUCCGCUGACGGCGGAGAAUUAAGUGGUUUGGUUUGGUCAGGGCUAACUAAAUAGGAAGCAAGGGGUAGAAGUGGUUGACAUCUGGUUUUCGCUUUCGCCGCCACCAUUUGCGGGGAGGUAAAAUCAACCAGUAAAAUGCCGUACUAGCUAGCAGCAGUGGCGACGACUGUGCGGGAAAAUUUACACGUGACAGUUUAGUUUUGGAACAACUUUGGGAUCCACCCCACCCCCCAACAAACCCAAUCGAAGGGGUCGAACAGAAAAAAGUUUAUCGAUUAUUUAAAACCCAAUCUCUAGAUUAUUCAUUGGGGAGAGGGCUUAUUUUUUUUUUUUGACGAAAUUAUUAUGAUUUGAUCAAUAGGGAAAAAAGUUUACAUACACUAAAUAAUUGUGAAAAAAAGUGUAAAAAUAGGUAUUUUUGAUUAUGCUUUAUAACAGUUUUCAUCACAUCGAAUAUUUUGUUACCAUAGUUUAAAAAAAUUUUUAUUUUCUUCAAUCAAGUUUCAAAAUUUUAGCGCUUUCUUGAGCCAGAUGUCAGCCAGAGAAGAUUUGUUAGAAAAAAAAGAUCCAGAAUUUUUCACAAAAUUCCAAAAUCAAACAAAAAAACAUUUUAAAUAAUGUCAAAUAUAAGUAGACAAACAAACAAAGUAGUAGAGCCUAAUUUUAUUUAUUUUAGAUAUGUUUUUUCCUUUCAUCGUACUAUAAACAGUCGAGUCCCAGAUGAAAAAUCCGAGAAAAAUAACAAGCUUGAGUGUCAAGUCCACACACAACAAAAAAAAAUACACAAUACAUACAAAGAACUGAUUCAUUAAUCGAACGAACACACAGACAGACUACGGCUUACGUGCGUAAAAUAGUCCAAUUAUUUCUAACACUUAAUACCUAGAACCGAUAGGGCGAUAGCUUCGAUUGUGGAAGCAGCGCAACCAAUAUCGUUUCGAAGAAAGCAUAAGAGAAGAGAAUGUUCUGGUUAAAUUAAUUUUAACCUAACAAAGGAAUCCCUACAAUCUAGUAUGAAGGCAAACAGAAUGAAUUAUUACAACCAGCAUAAGCUAGAGAAUAAGUAAAGCUAGAUGAAAGGUAACAAAAAAAAGUAAUAUUGAAAUAAUAUUAAGUGCAAUAGUUAGGGAACAGUUUUAAAAUUUUCUUUCCUAGGUACACUUUUUAAACUAAUUGCCAAUUUGUGGAGAUCGUCGUUCGUUUCUUUAGAUUUUCCUGAACGUUUUCCCUUUUUGCGGAAUUUUUGCAGCCAUUUUGCGAAGAUUCUUCCCAGCAAUCAGCCUGUGGCAAACUGUAAAUAUAGGUACACUUGCAUAUGUUCCAUCAUUUGUUCUGUUUUCCUUCGUUUCCCCUAAUAUGUAUUUGUUAAGAACGUCCUUAGUUCAAUUGUAAAACCGCUGAAUUUGCUCAUCGUUGCACACACACAACAAAUCAUACCCACACAAUUAUAUACUAAUUAAAAGGUGAAAAAUAGAAAGCAAAAGAUAAGCCACACACUCCCGGCUAAUCGUUUGUUUGUCCAGACUAUCAGAAGAGGCAACAACAUUGAGUUUAUGCGCGCCGCGGCGAAGAAUUCCCUUCCGCGCCGCGCCCGAAUUAAAACAAAUGACUGAUCUUCUUAUAUAAGCAACCAACCACACACACUUUUCUCACCAAUUUGCCUCAUCCAUUCGAAGGUCUUUUUUAUUUUGUCGUAAACUACUAACUAGUAUCGAUUGUAAUUAACUAGAAUUCACACACAGUCACACACACCUAAAAACUCUGAAGUGAAACAAAUUGAAAUACAGCAGAAGAAAAAAAAACAACAACUGAAGUAAUUCGUAAUUAUGAUUGAUAGGUGUAAUACUGACAGAAAUAAACAAAAAUUAAACGAAAAAAAAAAUCUUUGCAAAACCAACAAAUACUUUAAAAAACAACUACGAUAGCGUUUAAUGACCAUGAUGAUGAUGAUAAUGAUCAUGAUCAUGCAUGCAUAACCUAACUCUCAGCAAAACCAACAACAAGUUUAGUGGUGGAGCGGAUAGAGAUUUGAAACACCCCGAAGAAACACGCGAACAGAGCACCAGCGGCUCUGCCCGAAAACCCAUGUACAGAAGAACCCCACCCAAUUUCGGGCGUGCGGUCGAGCCGAAAGACAGACACUCUGCGCCACAGUCAGUCGUCGUCAGUAACCAAACAACAAACAAUGCUUUUUUGGAAAACUACACAAAAUUAAACAAACAAACUAAAAAGAUACACAAAAUCGAGGUAAAUUGAUUUUAGAACGCGAAGAUACAGUUCACCGGCGGGGGCGGGCAGAUGUGGUGUGGUUUUUGGCCGUAAUAAAAUUACAAAACAGUUUAGAGAAAGAAAAAAGAAAAAAGUAAACAAAAAAAUCAAAUUACAUUUUAGACAAAGGAAAAGUAAAGGAGUGUGCCGCGUCGUUCCAACAACCGACUUAGCCGACCGUGUUUUUGUGUUUGUUUCGCGGGAAGAGAAGUGAAAACAAGAAGAAUAAAACAAACAAAAAAUGAUGCAUAUUAAACAAAAACCGACACGUGGAAAACUACAUUCAGCAAAAUAAAUCAUGGUGAUUAUCGAAU